Molecule: messenger RNA, 435 nt
Organism: Puma concolor (puma)
Lineage: Eukaryota; Metazoa; Chordata; Mammalia; Carnivora; Felidae
Gene: NANOS2
Product: nanos C2HC-type zinc finger 2
Molecular function (GO): zinc ion binding; RNA binding
Source: RefSeq, a predicted model, not a curated record
AUGCAGCUGCCUCCCUUCGACAUGUGGAAGGACUACUUCAACCUGAGCCAGGUGGUGUUGGCGCUGAUCCAGAGUGGGGGGCAGAGGCCAGAGGCCCCAGGGACCGGGGAGCCGAGACCUGGGCCCCCGCUGGAGCAGGCUCAGGGUCCGGGAGGGCCCGGGGCCAGCGGAGGCCUGGCCACCUUGUGCAAUUUCUGCAAGCACAAUGGGGAAUCGCGUCACGUCUACUCGUCACACCAGCUGAAGACCCCAGACGGCGUGGUGAUGUGCCCCAUCCUGCGGCAUUACGUGUGUCCCCUGUGCGGGGCCACCGGCGGCCAGCAAUCCCCAACGCGACUGGCAGGGGCCACUGAGACGGACCUGAUACACACCAGCCGCGGCGCCACCGAGAGAAGCCCCUCCACCACGGCGUCCAGACAGCUGACUGCAGUGUAG